This is a messenger RNA of Phytophthora sojae, 1101 nucleotides long. RefSeq lists its product as hypothetical. Gene Ontology annotation, biological process: cilium movement. Gene Ontology annotation, molecular function: protein binding. Gene Ontology annotation, cellular component: motile cilium. The coding region runs from base 1 to 1101 and encodes 366 amino acids. Lineage: Eukaryota; Oomycota; Peronosporomycetes; Peronosporales; Peronosporaceae. The record is from RefSeq and is a predicted model, not a curated record. The transcript has 3 exons.
AUGGCGAAGGAAGGGAUCAAUGGCGUCUUCGGAAAGCCCAGGCCUCUGCGGGGCAAAGUGGGGAAGACGUCCGACCGCCUGGAGGAAGAUGCACAGGCUAUGGAGGCGAGGCUGCUGCAACUGCGAGUGAGCAUGAUGGAGGAGAAGCAGAAGCGGGAUGCGGAGCUCCCCCUCAAGCACGCAGGCAACCGGUGGCGAAGUGCUCGCGAAGACCGGGGAAGUGUGAGGCAAUACGCCAAAGACGUCCAGCAGAAGAAGACUUCAUCACGACCCAAGGUCGCGAUACUUUCGCCCGCUACGGUGGAGCAGUGGACAGUUCCUCAAGUUCUGGAGUGGCUGGCGGUGAUCGGCCUCGAGGAGUUCCAGAGUGGUUUUGAGUUCCACCAAGUCACGGGCAAGACGCUGCUCGGUUUGACCCCAGAAGGGUACGAGAAGCUCGGCGUGUUCAAGCUGUCGGCUCGCAAUCGCCUGCUCGCUGAGAUGGAAGAGAUCCGCAAGACGCGCAGCGGAAGCCAAAGUGGCGGCGGCACAGAGGCAGCGGAAAUCAUCGACCCCAAGCUCCGCGACACUCCACUUGUGCCCGAAAUGCCGUCACCACCGAGUAAACUCGCGGCAAAAACUCAUUGGUCUCACGUUGCCCCGCUCUCGGAGAAUGGUGUUGCCAGUGGCGAUGGCCAGGUGCCUGUUAAUCUGGCCGAUGGCGAGUUCAAUGAGGAAGAAAGCCACGCUUCGUUCAUGAAGGCCCUACUGGAGUGGAGGGAGAGCGACUCAACUCACCCUGCUGCCACAUCAAACCAAGAAGAAGAGGAGUGGGUGAACCCCGUAUUCAACGCUAGCAAUACUGACGGCCGCGACAACCAAAAGAGCGGUGGAGCUCUGUUGGAAGGCACGUACGACGAACAGGAGGCGCACAAUUCCUUCCAAGAGGCCUUGCUGGCUGGGUGCGCGCCGGGGGAGCGAAAGAGCUGCUGGCAGUGCUAUCGUGUUGUGCAAGUGGACGCGUUGGUGCAUGACGAUCAAACUAGCAAGGAAUUUUGCGGCUCUGCGUGCCAAGAGGCCUAUCGAGAGCAGUACGCUCGCUUCUAUACAUCGCCAUCAUGA